Molecule: messenger RNA, 1944 nt
Organism: Penicillium olsonii
Lineage: Eukaryota; Fungi; Ascomycota; Eurotiomycetes; Eurotiales; Aspergillaceae
Source: the annotation of a GenBank genome assembly
AUGGCGCCUUUUGACGAUGUGCAGGUCGGGGAUGUGGUGAAUGUCCCUGGUGGCAUGUAUGGGACGAUCAAAUUCUUGGGAUCAGUGGCGGGGAAGCCAGGUCGAUUUGCAGGCGUCGAAUUGAGCUCCGAGCACGCGCCGAGGGGAAAGAACAGUGGUGAUGUGGAGGGUCGAAAGUACUUCACCACCUCGAUACCCGGUUCGGGCAUCUUUGUGCCUAUGAACAACAGCAAGUAUGUCACCCGACGAUCGACCUCGAACAUCUCGAACCCAACAACCCCGGGGCGGGGAGGGCCCGUCAAUUUCAGCAAAUCAGUUGGACCGGCUCUAACAACACCUCGUCCCCGCGUUCGACGACCCUCGCUCCCUCGACCUGAAUCGCCGCGCGUGCCCCCGCCAAAGUUGAGCCUCAGUGGCUUGCGCACACCAUCCGCAGCAUCGCGGAGUGGAUUGACCAGUGCCCAACGAAGCCCAGUCAAGGCCCCUUCUCGACUUUCUGACAGACCGUCGUCCCGGAUCAGCACCGCCGAUGAUGACUCUUCAUAUGGCCGACCCUCCGAUUUCCGUCGGCCGAGCUCAUCGGGAAACCAGGAGCUCAAGGAUCAAAUUAAGAAUCUUGAAAAGCAACUGCUCGAUCGCGACAGGCAGCUAGAUGAGCAGACGGGGACAUUGAAUGAAUUCCAGAAGACAUUGGAGGAAAUGGAGGGAUCGGAGGGCGUGUCCUUGCGUACCCAGUUACGGGAACGCAACGAGCGAAUCACCCAGCUCACGGCCGAGUUCGAUGGUCACCGCGCAGACUUCCGGAGCACUCUCGAUACAUUGGAGAUCGCCGCCUCUGAGACCGAGCGCGUCUACGAGCAGCGACUCGAUGAGCUGAUGCAGCAGAACAAGGAAUUCCAAGACCGUGGCGAGGAUGUCGAGAUCGUCGCGCAGCAGCUUAAGCAACUUGAAGAGCUAGUCUCCGAAUUGGAGGAGGGGCUUGAAGACGCCCGGCGCGGAGAAGCCGAGGCAAGAGCCGAAGUCGAGUUCCUGCGUGGCGAAGUCGAGCGCACGAAACUGGAAUUGAAGAAGGAGCGUGAUUCUUCGGCCGCUGCGCUCAAAGAUGCCCAUGCCACUUCGGAUGGGCCUCGGAACAGCAGCGACCUGGAUCAGAAGGAUGAUGAAAUCCGAGGGCUUAAAGCCAUUAUUCAUUCUCUAAGUCGAGGGAACCCUGCGUCGGAGUCAGAUCACCAUGACUCUGAGGACCACUCGGAGCAGCUCGCUCAGCUGGAGCAGCGCGUCCGCGAUUUCGAAGAGACAGCGGAUCACAAAGACACCCGGAUUGAAGAGCUUGAGCGUGAAUUACAAGAAAUGCACCUCCAAUCCGGCCGAAACCGCAGCUCUACCGUCACUCUUUCACCCAAGCAACACAAGCCCACUCACUCUGCGGGCAACAUCUCCAAUCAUUCUAACAACAAUCCUCACCGUCUCUCAGAUCGCACAGUUGUUCCUCCAGACUGGCACGAUGCGCCCUCGGAGCCCCGUCACAACCGCGGCAUCUCCAACACCUCUCAAUCCCGCCUGGAAACCAUGCACGAAUACGAGCGGUCCUCUGACGACGACGCUCUGUGGUGCGAGAUUUGCGAAACAGGUGGCCACGAUAUCUUGAACUGUACUAGCAUGUUCGGUUCUGGCCAGAAUGCCGAGCACAAGCCCACAGAGGAGCCUGUCGAUGAGCACGAGGAGCCCAUUGAAAAGACAGAGCCGCUCCACCCUAGGGAUCACGAUGAACCACAAAAGACUGGAAAGGACGUGGUCAUGGAAGGGCUGAAGGGAAUCGGUGGACUUGGCUCUUCUAUGGCCCCUAUUGCGGGCAAGUCGUCCGGUGUCAUUGACGAGUCUAAGUGGUGUGCUCUCUGUGAGCGAGAUGGCCACGAAAGUAUUGAUUGCCCUCUUGAUGAGUAA